GGGUAACGAGAAUUCUAUUCCUAUGGAACUAUGUUCAAACUCGCGUGUAAACUGCAUUGAUUUUAAGGUGGAGAACUUCGACGCAGAUGAGAUCCGGCGACUGGGCAAGCGGUUCCGCAAGCUUGACUUGGACAAUUCCGGUGCACUGUCCAUCGACGAGUUCAUGUCACUGCCAGAGCUACAGCAGAACCCACUUGUGCAGCGCGUCAUCGACAUCUUCGAUGCGGACGGGAACGGAGAGGUGGACUUCAAGGAGUUCAUCCAGGGCGUGUCGCAGUUCAGCGUGAAGGGCGACAAGCUGUCCAAGCUGAGGUUCGCGUUCCGUAUCUACGACAUGGACAACGACGGGUUCAUCUCCAACGGAGAACUGUUCCAGGUGCUGAAGAUGAUGGUGGGCAACAACCUGAAGGACACGCAGUUGCAGCAGAUCGUGGACAAGACCAUCCUAUUCGCCGACAAGGACGAGGACGGCAAGAUCUCAUUCGAGGAGUUCUGCAACGUGGUGGGCAACACUGACAUACACAAGAAGAUGGUGGUGGACGUGUAG
Molecule: messenger RNA, 547 nt
Organism: Spodoptera littoralis (African cotton leafworm)
Lineage: Eukaryota; Metazoa; Arthropoda; Insecta; Lepidoptera; Noctuidae
Source: the annotation of a GenBank genome assembly